UGUAUGUAUGUGUAUAUAUAUAUGCAUGUUUUUUAAUGUAUUUUUAUGCAUGUUUUUUAUUAUUCUAUUCAAUAAAGGUAAACUAAAUUAAAAAAACUUCAAUAAAAAUGUAAAAGAAAUUAUUAAACAUUUUAAAAUGUAAAUGAAUAUAUAUUGCAUUUUAUUGUUUAAUUUAGUUUUAGUUUUAACUGUAAUAUCCCUGGUUUACACCAAGAACAAUGAGGCAAGUAUAUUUUAAUUUUGUCAUCUUCUGCUUUAAAUGCUCAAGCUCUUUAAAAAGGAUUGUAUUAUAAGGAUUGUACUUUCUAGUUAUAGUUCUUGGAAAACAGGCCUUAAGGAGUUGAUGCCUACUUAUGUAGAACUCUCUAAAUCAGUCACUUAUGAGAUUCAAUACAGUUUGAAUGCUAACUUCGCAGCAGAUCACUAGAAUUUGGAACCGAGCCCAAUCAUUCAUUCAUGUCUUAUUGAUUUGCAACCUUCAGACCAGAGCAAUGCAUCACUGAGCUCAUUUCUGUCAGCUCUUCUGAAGCCAUCAGAGGGAAUUAUGAGUGCACAUCGACUCAUUCUGACCAUGCACGAAUUAAACACUGAAUUAUGGAACAUGUUUGAUAAAUGCAUUGGAACGUACAUCUGUCAAUCAAAUAGAAUCAAGAAUGAAACAAUGUUGCAAAGCCAUAAAGAAGUUUAAAGCAUAACCCAGUGUUGCAAAAGACGUGAGAAGAUCUGUGCUACAUAAAGAGUAAGUGAAAUUCAGAGAAGUGCUGGAGGCGACCAUCAACUUUGACCUACUUCGUAAGGAUUUCAUUGUGUUUUGGAGGACGUUUGUAGACUAACCUUGAAACCCAUAAACUGAGACUGUUUGAGAUGGCCAGAAAUCAAAAUGAGAUACUUCUAAUUAGUGGGCUUUAGGGUGCAAUUGAACCAAGUGUGAAAGCACCUUAAUACUGAGACUGAAAGAGCAUUUGCUGGAUGUCAUCACUAUUUCCCAGCUCUGAGAUUGAUUUUAAACGCUGGAUCAACAUUGCCCCCCAGUGUCCAUUUCUGGUCAUUAUCAAUGCUUCUCUGGAACAACAAACUGACUGUGCAAUCUAGCAUUAAAUAAAUGCAUUGCUAUUGCUUCAUAAGAGGUUAAAUCUUACUACUGUAAGUCCAAGUCACAUCCCAUGCUAAACUUUUGCAUGAAAAAUAUACUCUAUUUUAUUGUAUUCUUAUUUUUUAUAUAGCAUGUUUGGGCAUUUAUUGAUGUACAUAUUCAUUAGGAAUUUUUUAGUGUAUAGAAAAGAAUUUUGAGUUAAAAAUGUAUCAAUUUGUCAAAUAAUGUCACAAUGCAAAAAAAUCUAAAUGUCAAAAUGCUAAAUCUAUAUAAAGCCUUGAGUGAUUUCUAAUAUAGUGCAAACCAUAAGGCAGUUUACUCUUUAUGGGUCAGUUCUUUUGUUUUACAGUAAUGCUGGAUAACUCUCCUCGGUUUCCUCUGAAACUGAAAGCAUCAUUCAAGCGCACAACUCACAUUGACAUUGAUUUUCUUCUUCGGCUCUCAGACGUGAUGGCUGAUAUAUAAUCUCUCUGACUGUGAACGGUGAAGAUCAAUAGUGCUGUCUGAAGCUGCUGUACGUUUUGAAGCUUCAGUGACACGUUUGUUAUGUUUCAGAGCAGAUAUUGCAAGAAUACUUUCAAAUAAUUUCUAGUAUUGCGAUUUUAAGCACUUAAAAUAUUAAAUAUUAACAAGUUAGCAAUUAUUUUUGAUGCCGCUGGCAAUUCUAAAAAUAAAUGUGGUUGAGGUUUUGAUCUGGCAUAAAGAAGUGUUUGCUUAUGUGUUAAUGAAUAGCAAUAAUAAUAAUUGCUCAAAUGUUCAUUGAAAUUGAUGCAUUUUUCUUAAAGAACACACACACACACACACACACACACACACACACACACACACACACACAAAACAAUACAAUAUAUAAGACAAGCCAUUCACAGCAAAUGCAUAACUACUGAGAUGUCCCAAAAAAACAUAAAACAUGGAACUUUUGUCUGAAUCUGUUUUCUGUUUGUUUGCAUGUUGAUGUUUCAUCUGUUUGGAAGCAUUUUUGUUUUUUUACAUUGAGAGGUUUUAUAAAAUGCUGUUAUGCAACAGAUCUGAAGAGAAUAAACCAGACAGGUGACUCAGAGAUGACUGUACACAGUAUUCAGCCUCCAGUGAUAGAUAUUUGACUUAUUUACACGCAGGAGCUUGUGAGCGAAGAACACAGCAUGCAGAAGGCAUGCAUUCUUCCGUUCUGUUACACAAAGGGUUUCUAUGACUGUUAUGAAAUCAAAAUGGAGAAAAUAUUAAUACGUAAAUGUGGAUGUGAUCAGUGACUUACACUCGAAUCAAGGCCUGUGUUGGAAUAAACUUGACAGACAAGCAAAUACGGACAACUAUCGCAAUUUCUUAACCAAGUGACUUAAGUCACAAUAAUAUAAGUUAUUAUUUGAUGAUUAUAUUUAAUAUUUACAAUGUGUUUGCAAUGCAUAACAGCUUAUAUACUUAAAACAUCUGUAUCCUCAUCGAUACAAUAGCCUGUGUUGUUAAAAAACUGUCUAAUCCAUUGAACAUUCCUAACAAUAAUAAAAUAUGGCACGACCCUAAUUAAAGUCUAUUUUAGCAUAAAUACUUAAAUUAAUGAUGUGUUUGUAAGAAUGUUUUUUUUUUUCAGUUCUUAUUAGUUUCUCUGCAUCUCAUUAUGUUCAAUGCAGUCUAAUCCAAAAUUCUAUCUGGGAAGUUAAUAAUAAGGUUUCUUAAUGGAGGAGUUUUCAGACUAUAUGCAGUUCAGCAGUGACCUCUGCUGGUGAGAUGAGACAUGACAAAAACAGCAGUGUUUGUGUUCACACACUAGAUGUUAAAAGGUUCAAUAUGUACUUAAAAUAAAUGCAACUGUUGGUGAAAGAUUAUUUAUGUGUUGUACACCUCUCUUUCUCCCUCUCUCUUUCUCAUUGUUCAUUUAGUUUAAUUUGGAAGUGCUAAAAUAACUAAAUGUCAAAAACAAAAAAUUUGAACACAAGAAACUUUUUGCCAAGGAAAGGGCUUUAACACAAAUAAAUAUGUUGUCACAUGACAAAUUUAGCAGCAACCGUGUUCAUGUUGUAUUGUUCUAAAAUUAUAUUUAAAGGAUUUGUAAAAAAAACAAAAAAACAUUGUGCUUUUGUAAAAUAAAGGAAACAAACAGGAUUCCGCUUUUUUCAAGAGCAUCAUAAAAAUUAAACGAAAUUCUGCAUAUAGACUACUAGUUCUUUCACAGUUUUUUCUUUCAUUUUGUUAAUUCAUUAAUUAUCUAGAAAGUCUAUAUAUUAUAUAGUCUAUAUCAAAGUAAAAAAAAAACUAUUGGCACUUGUUAAUAAAAAUAUUUUCAUGUAGGCUUAUACAGUUUAGCAUAACUUUAUCCAACUUUGUCCUAAUAAAUAACUAGCUACUAGCAUAUUUACUUUACACAAUAUAAAUUAAAUUAUGUAUGGAAACAGCUCAAGGGCAAAUAUGUAUUUUUUUUAUUUAUUUUUUAUUUUUUAUACACCAAGACUUAUGCAUCAAUUCAUUUUUUAAGGAAUGACGUCAUCACGGACAGCAUUUUAUCAGUAAAAGGCCAGUUACAUGGAAACAGGCUUUAGACAGCAAAUUUCGCAAAGUUUUUUUUACGCAUAUUAAAUAUGAUAAUAAAACAGCGCAAGAACUGGAUGGAAACUUGGGGGCCACCUAGUGGCGACGGGGCCCUAAGCAGCCACUUAGUUUGCUUAUAGGAAGGGCCUGCUCUGAGUCAUGAGCUGGUUUUCUGGGAACUGCGUUUUACAUCUCUGUUUAUUCAGUUUUCCGCUGCUUAUUCUUGCUGCCUGCACCUUUCCAAAAAGACUUAAGAUUUAGAGAUCACUGUAGGCAUGUUGCACAUCCACUACAUGACGCAUUAUACAUAUUUAACCAUCUGAUGCAUGAAUGAUUAAAUAACAAAGAUUAUUGACAUUUUAUGGGUAAUGAUGAUUAAAGCUAGUACCACAGGUGAGGUAUAUUUACCGACUGUAUCUAUAUUCUGUCAUUUGUUGUUUUCCUUUGGAUCUAAUCCAACCGUGCACAUCCCUCAAAGCGGUCAAGUCCUGUCUGGUGUGUCUGAACUCUUACUGUCAGACUCAUUUUAAACACCAUGAGGAGUUUCACCCUGGUAAACGACACAAAGUGAUCGAAGCCACCGGACGACUCAAACAGAUGCUCUGCCAAAAACACGACAAGAUUCUGGAGGUUUUCUGUCGCACUGACCAGCGAUUUAUUUGUGUUCUGUGUGUGAUGGACGAACACAGAAACCAUGAGACCGUAUCAGCCGCAGAAGAAAUGACUAAGAUGCAGGGUCAUAUGAGCGAGAUGCAGAAAAUCCAGAAGAACGAGACGAAGCUUCAGGAACUGAGAGAAGCUGUGGAGUCGUAUAAACGCUCUGCGCAGGCAGCAGUGGAGGACAGUGAGAAGAUCUUCACGGAUCUCAUUCGCUCCAUCGAGAGAAGCCGCUCUGAGGUGACACAGCUGAUCCGAGCUCAGGAAAGAGCUUCAGUGAGUCGGGCUGAAGAACAACUAGAACGCCUGAAGCAGGAGACCGCUGAUCUGAAGAGGAAAAACACUGAGCUGGAGCGGCUUUCAGACACAGAUGAUCACAUCCAUUUACUCCAGAGUUUCCAGUCUCUCUGUGCAUCUGGAUCUUCAGAAUUAUCCAGGAUCAUCAUCAGUUCUCGUCUCUCUUUCGAUGAUGUCCGUAAAUCUGUCGCUAAACUCAGAGACCAGCUAAAUCAGUGCUGCAGAGAGCAGAUGGAAAACACACCUGGCACAGUCAAACACGUGCGGAUCAUUCUUGGCCCUGAUUUUGAGAGCAGAGAUGAAUACCUCAGAUAUUUCCAUCAGUUGACUCUGGAUCCCAACACAGCGAGUAAACACCUUCAACUCUCUGAUGGGAACAGGACGGUUACUAGCUCUGUGACAGGCCUGCUGUAUCCUGAUCAUCCGGACAGAUUUGAUUCUGUAGUUCAGGUGUUGUGUAGAAAGAGUGUGUGUGGACGCUGUUACUGGGAGAGAAUGAACGUUUGGGUGUAUCACUGUCUUAGAGCAUCAGCAGGAAGGGACGCGGCAAUGAGAGUAAGUUUGGACAUAAUGACCAGUCCUGGAUUUUGCUGUGCUCUUCCCCCAAAUACACAUUCCUGCACAACAAUAUAAAGACUAAAUUCACCCUAGAGUCCAGCUUCUGUAGGAUAGGAGUGUAUGUGGAUCACGGAGCUGGAAUCCUGUCCUUCUACAGCGUCUCUGACACAAUGAGCCUCAUUCAUAAAGUCCAGUCCACAUUCACUCAGCCGCUCUAUCCUGGGUUUCUACUGGAUAGAAAUGUAUCCGUGAAACUGUGUCAUGUAACAACAUAAACACAUAUUGUACGUGCUAUUAGAAAUCAGUAAUUGUGAGAUGCUUAUGGGUCUAAUUAAAAGUCAAAAUGAAAAGUGAAUAUCACAUCAUGAACUACAAACAGUUUGAAUAUGAACAAAUAAUUAGUUCUGAAUCGGUGUAAUUUUACGCAAAUUAUAUAUAUUAA
This is a messenger RNA of Carassius gibelio (silver crucian carp), 5570 nucleotides long. Its product is annotated as tripartite motif-containing protein 16-like. Gene Ontology annotation, molecular function: zinc ion binding. The record is from RefSeq and is a predicted model, not a curated record. Lineage: Eukaryota; Metazoa; Chordata; Actinopteri; Cypriniformes; Cyprinidae. The coding region runs from base 4214 to 5203 and encodes 329 amino acids. The transcript has 6 exons.